AUGAUCUUCUGGGGCGUGCUGUUAUGGCUUGCCUUCUGGGCGGAUAUCGGCUUGGGCGACGUUGAGAUACUGUUUCCCAGCGACAACAGCGGGAAAUACGACCUGAGCAGGGGCUCGGCCGCACUGCGUGUCGAGUGGACGGUCACCGACGAAGUGCCAGAUGAGAACGAAAUUAAAUCGUACACCUUCACGCUGGUGGCAGGCAGUAACGCUGACCUCGUUUCAAUGUAUGUUUUCGACACGAUGGAGCCCUCUGAUCUCGAGGACAAUAAAGUGGAGUUGCAGUUGGCGAACACGGUGGGAACUGACGGUGUGUAUAUGCUGCAAGUGUUGGCGGCGUGCGAGUCCGGGUACACGAUUCAUUAUACCCACAGGUUUGAGCUGACGGGCAUGGUGGGAGGCAAACUAGCUCCGAGCACCAGUGAUGAAGUUCCGCCAGAACCCGAAAGGAGGGUUUCUGAGGACCCCUUGGCCGGCGGGAUCGAUUCUCGCAGCUUCACGGUCCCGUAUCACUUACAGACGGGAAGAGCCAAGUUUGCUCCAAUGCAAUUGCAACCGCCCACCAAACUCACUAGGAGCCAGUGGACCAUGAUACACGAGACGUCCGCAUUGACGUACUACAGCUCUUACAGGCGGUUCCGUAAACAGCUCACAACCAUGACACCAGGGCAGUCUUACGUGUUGCCAAGCGGGUUCAAUUACGCCUCGCCAGCACCGAUGCCCGCUGCUAACGGCGGAUGGCACUGCGCGACAAGACGGCUGUCGCAGACGCCCAGAAAGACUAACACUUAG
Torulaspora globosa is the source of this 792-nucleotide messenger RNA. RefSeq names its product Knh1p (gene KNH1). The transcript has a single exon. The coding region runs from base 1 to 792 and encodes 263 amino acids. The record is from RefSeq and is a predicted model, not a curated record. Gene Ontology annotation, cellular component: extracellular region. Gene Ontology annotation, biological process: fungal-type cell wall organization; cell wall biogenesis; (1->6)-beta-D-glucan biosynthetic process. Lineage: Eukaryota; Fungi; Ascomycota; Saccharomycetes; Saccharomycetales; Saccharomycetaceae.